AUGUAUCUAUUCAUUGAAUUAUUUCUUCUAUUAUUAAUAACAAUUAUAUCAACAAAAAGUGAACAAAGACAAUGUCAACCUAUCACUUAUUAUGAAUGUAAAAAUAUUGGAUAUAAUCAAACUUAUCUACCGAAUAAAUUUAAUCAUCAAGAUCAGAAAGAUGUUGCACUUGUGAUUAAUCAAUUUACUGCAUUAAUUGCUGUUGGUUGUUCAUCUGAACUUCGUUUUCUUCUUUGUUCAAUUUAUAUGCCAUUAUGUUUAGCAAAUUAUUCGGAUUCAAUUCCACCUUGUCGAGAAGUUUGUGAACGUGUUCGUCGACCAUGUGAAUCAUUUUAUACAAGAUAUGGUUUUAUAUGGCCUGAUGCUUUAAAAUGUGAACAAUAUCCGUCAAGUAAAGAAAAUGCUAUUUGUAUGGAUCCAAGAAAAGAUGAAGCUGCUAAAUCAUCAGUACGAUUACCAUCUCGUUCAUCAAAAUCAUGUUGUCAAUGUAAUACAUCAGUUGGUUAUCAACUUAUUGAUGAAGAUGAUUAUUCAACAAUAAAAAAAUGUUUACCACCAUGUCGUUCAGCUUAUUUUUCUGAUGAACAAUCGAUAUCAAUGAUAAAUAUAUGGUUAACUAUUCUUAGUAUAUUAUGUGCUUUAUCAUGUACAUUUGUUUUAUUAACAUUUUUUCUUGAUAUGACAAGAUUUAAAUAUCCACAACGACCAAUUAUAUUUUUAUCAUUAUGUUAUUUUUUUGUUUCAUGUGGAUAUUUAAUACGUUUGAUGCUUGGACAUGAAAAUGUGGCAUGUAAAUUCAAUAAUAAAAUUGAUUCAUUAUCACCAUAUACUCAACUUGUUCGUGUAUCUGGUCCAUCAAGUUGUGCAUUUGUAUUUGUGCUAACUUAUUUUUUUGGUAUGGCAUCAUCGAUUUGGUGGGUUAUAUUAACUUUAACAUGGUUUCUUGCUGCUGGAUUUAAAUGGUCAUCAGAAGCAAUAGCACAUUAUUCACUUUCCUAUCAUCUUAUUGCUUGGUUAUUACCUUGUUUACAAACAGUUGCUAUAUUAAUAUUAAAAGGUAUUGAUGGUGAUCCUAUUAGUGGUAUAUGUUAUGUUGGACAUACAGAUUCAUCGAUGUUACGUGGAUUUGUUUUAUUACCAUUGAUAUCAUUUUUAACUAUUGGUACAAUAUUUUUAUUAGCUGGUUUAAUAAGUUUAAUGCGUAUACGAAAUGUUAUAAAAAUUCAAGAUCGUAAUAAAACAAGUAAAUUAGAAAAAUUAAUGGUUAGAAUUGGACUUUUUUCAAUUCUAUAUACAGUUCCAGCAACAUUUGUUAUUGGAAUUUAUUUUUAUGAAUUACGCUAUCGUUCAAUGUGGGAAGAUAAUCUUCAUUGUAAUAAAUGUCCUCAUUUAUCAACAAAAUCUUAUUCAACUUGGUUUAUUCAACCAAGUUUUACAAUUUAUAUGUUAAAAUAUUUUUUCUUAUUAAUUGUUGGUAUUAUUACUGGUUUAUGGAUUAAUUUCAAUAGUAAAACAUUUUUAACAUGGAAAAGAUUUUUUUGUUGUCAGAAUAAUCCAAAUAAUAAUAAUAAUUCAAAUAAUAACAAUAAUAAUUCUGAUCAUCUUCAUCAUCAUCAUCCAUAUAAACAACAUCCACGUUAUGGUAAUCAACGCGGACGUGAUGAUUUUGGAAUAAACUAUUCUUAUAAACAUACAAAAAUUAAUGGAAGUAAAUAUUCUCUUCCAUCAACAAAACAAGUGCCUUUAGCCCAUGUAUAA
Molecule: messenger RNA, 1758 nt
Organism: Adineta steineri
Lineage: Eukaryota; Metazoa; Rotifera; Eurotatoria; Adinetida; Adinetidae
Source: the annotation of a GenBank genome assembly